GUGUGUGUGUGUGUGCGCGCGGGACAUAUUUGGCGCCGGCAGCGAGACGUCGACAACAACGCUGUAGUGGAUAAUGGCGGAACUGGUCAAGAACCCAAAGGUGAUGCGUCGAGCCACAAUGGAGGUGCGGCGAGCCUUCGAGGCCGGCGGCAAGGUGGUCGAGCAGCAGCUCGGCGAACUCGUCCCGUACCUGCACCUCGUCAUCCGGGAGACUCUACAGCUGCACACGCCGCCGCUGCUGCUCCCCCGGGAGUGCCGAGAGGAGCCGGCGUGCAGGGUGCUCGGCUACGACGUGCCCAAGGGCACGCAGGUGCUGGUCAACGCCUGGGCGCUGGGCCGCGACGAGCGGUACUGGCCUGAUAAGCCUGAGGAGUUCCGUCCGGAGCGCUUCGAGCCCGCCGGCGACGGUAAAGACGGCGCGGCGGUGGAGGUGGACUUCAAGGGCGUGGACUUCGAGUUCCUGCCGUUUGGUGCCGGGAGGAGGAUGUGCCCCGGAAUGGCGUUCGGGCUCGCCAACGUGGAGCUCGCGCUCGCCAGCUUGCUGCUACACUUCGACUGGGAAGCGCCCGGCCCCAACGGGUCGCUCGACAUGACCGAGGCGUUUGGCAUCACCGCACGGCGGAAGGCCGGCCUCCUGCUCCGCCCCAUCAUGCGCUUGCCUGUCCCGGACAACUUAACUAGUUGAGGCGGCCGCCAGUACGAUCCAGGAGGAGGCACGGCUGUGGGCUCGUGCCGGCGCAGCAGGGCUGGCUCUUACGGAUUGUGCAUGCCAUCACAGUCGCCGGACUUGGGGAGACAUCCUGUUGUCCGCGGAUGCCCUUUUUGAGCCGGCC
This is a messenger RNA of Triticum aestivum (bread wheat), 833 nucleotides long. RefSeq names its product desmethyl-deoxy-podophyllotoxin synthase-like. NCBI's taxonomy places the organism in Eukaryota, Viridiplantae, Streptophyta, Magnoliopsida, Poales, Poaceae. The record is from RefSeq and is a predicted model, not a curated record. The transcript has a single exon. The coding region runs from base 74 to 685 and encodes 203 amino acids. Gene Ontology annotation, molecular function: iron ion binding; monooxygenase activity; oxidoreductase activity, acting on paired donors, with incorporation or reduction of molecular oxygen.